AUGAACAGGCUGCACUGGUACUCCUUCAGCGUCUGCUCCCUGCUCGAAAUUUCGCCUGAAUCGCCGCGUCCAUCCUCCCCCUCAGGUACAGACUCGAGUCGAUCGUCUCCAGACCCCCCGAAAACGACGCCGCCCCCCCCGUCAGCUCCCUCUCCACCCUCCCCAACUCCCCUCGCAGCGUGUCCGGCACCGCCGACAGCUGCAACAUCCGUGAACGGCGACAAAAACGCCAACACCGACUGGCGAAAGUCGCUCACCUUGUUCGCCAACCCAAAAAACAUGUUCACCUUGAUCGUCGUAGAAUUCGACGACUUCCUCAGCGACCCACCUAUCCCCACCAACUUGUUCAGCAACGGACUCCCCGUGCUCUCCAGCGCCACCGUGCUCGACGCGUACGGCUUCGUCGGCCUCGCGCCCCCCGUGUACAUCACCGGCUUCUUCGGCGCCCUCCCAGCUCCGGACCCGUCCCCCUCCUGCGCCAUCACGCUCGUCCUCGACGGCCUCUCCAUCAGCCCAGGCCCCGGCACCGGCAACUCGCCACUGUGCUGCAAAAACCCAAUCUGGUACAGCGCCAACUGCGCUAUGAUCUUCGUCUCCACCUCCGCCCUCACGUUCACCGGCGCCGCCUCCCACUCCCUGGCAAACCCCGGGAACGCCUCCUUCAACACCCCCAAAAACUGCUCGCCGACUCCGUCAACGGCGACUCCGUCAACGACGACUCCGCCAACGACGACUCCGCCAACGACUCCGUCAACGACUCCGCCAACGACGACUCCGCCAACGACUCCGUCAACGGCGACUCCACCUCCCUCUUCUCCGCCACCGACUCCUCCAACGUCUCCUCCAUCUCCGACUCGCUCAUCGUCUCCGCGUCCCCCUCCUCCUCCGUCGUCACCCCGUCCUCCUCCCCCUCCGUCCCCCUCCUCCUCUUCCUCACCUCGCUCAUGUAACUCUCCAACUCCCCCACCGCCUCGUCCAACUCCU
This is a messenger RNA of Schistocerca gregaria, 984 nucleotides long. RefSeq lists its product as uncharacterized. The annotation marks the transcript as partial. The transcript is spliced from 4 exons. The record is from RefSeq and is a predicted model, not a curated record. NCBI's taxonomy places the organism in Eukaryota, Metazoa, Arthropoda, Insecta, Orthoptera, Acrididae.